Molecule: messenger RNA, 234 nt
Organism: Trichosurus vulpecula (common brushtail)
Lineage: Eukaryota; Metazoa; Chordata; Mammalia; Diprotodontia; Phalangeridae
Product: U6 snRNA-associated Sm-like protein LSm6
Exons: 1
Biological process (GO): maturation of SSU-rRNA; mRNA splicing, via spliceosome
Cellular component (GO): U4/U6 x U5 tri-snRNP complex; P-body; sno(s)RNA-containing ribonucleoprotein complex
Molecular function (GO): RNA binding
Source: RefSeq, a predicted model, not a curated record
AUGAAUCUAUGGAAGCAAACUCCCAGUGAUUUCAUAAAGCAGAUCAUAGGAAGACUGGUUGUAGUAAAGUGAAAGUCUGGAGUUGAUUACUGAGAUGUCCUGGCUUCCCUGGAUGGCUUCGUGAAUAUAACUCGGGAACAAACAGAAGAAUGUGUAAACGGACAACUAAAGAAUAAGUAUGGGAAUGCAUUUAUUCAAGGAAACAAUGUGUUAUAUAUAAUUAUACAGACAAGA